Molecule: messenger RNA, 8478 nt
Organism: Ahaetulla prasina
Lineage: Eukaryota; Metazoa; Chordata; Lepidosauria; Squamata; Colubridae
Gene: ATP11B
Product: ATPase phospholipid transporting 11B (putative)
Exons: 29
Coding region: 386-3838 (1150 amino acids)
Biological process (GO): phospholipid translocation
Cellular component (GO): trans-Golgi network; endoplasmic reticulum; plasma membrane
Molecular function (GO): ATPase-coupled intramembrane lipid carrier activity; magnesium ion binding; ATP hydrolysis activity
Source: RefSeq, a predicted model, not a curated record
AAAGGGGGCCGGCCCUCGGUGACAGGCCGGGUUGAGGCGAGGCGAGGCGGGCGCGAGGGCGGCAGGCUAGCUCGCAUGAUGGCGGGCGUCUGUCGGCCGCUCCGAGGUCUCUUGUGGUGGCGGCGGCCGUUGCAGUCGCCGCUAGCGGACGGGCUUCCGCGUCGCCGCUGAAGGGGAAAGAAGGAGCUCGGCCUCCGCGCGGAUGGGGAGCGGCGGUUGCGAAAGAGGGCGGCGGCCUCCUCCUCUUCCUCCUCAGCAACAGCAGCAGCAGCGCCGGUCUUUCUGACGGGGCGUCUUUUCUUCUCGGGUCGGGCAGGAAAAAGAAGCUCGCCGCCGCCGCCGUCUCAGGCUUGGGAGCCGGCCGUCCCGCCCGCCGGACGAGGGGAUGUUGCGCUGGAUCCGGCAGCAGCUGGGUUUUGACCCACCACAUCAGAGUGAUAAUCGAACUAUUUAUAUUGCAAAUCGUUUUCCCCAGCAUGGCCAUUAUGUUCCUCAGAAGUUUGCAGAAAACAGAAUAAUCUCUUCUAAGUACACUGUGUGGAAUUUUGUGCCCAAAAAUCUAUUUGAACAGUUCAGAAGAGUAGCCAAUUUUUAUUUUCUUAUAAUAUUUUUGGUUCAGCUUAUGAUAGAUACUCCUACUAGUCCAAUUACUAGUGGAUUGCCAUUGUUUUUUGUUAUAACUGUGACAGCCAUAAAGCAGGGUUAUGAAGAUUGGCUACGGCACAAAGCAGACAAUGAAGUGAAUGGAGCUCCAGUGUAUGUUGUUCGUAGUGGUGGCCUUGUAAAAACAAGAUCAAAGAACAUCCGGGUAGGAGAUAUUGUGAGAGUAGCCAAAGAUGAAACUUUCCCUGCUGAUCUCGUACUUCUGUCCUCUGAUAGAGAACAUGGCUGUUGCUAUGUUACGACUGCAAGUUUGGAUGGAGAAACUAAUCUUAAGACACACAUUGCAGUCCCAGAAACUGCUGUGUUGCAGUCAGUUGCCAAUCUGGACAAACUUGUAGCUGUUAUUGAAUGCCAGCAACCAGAAGCAGAUCUUUACAGAUUUGUUGGGCGAAUAACCAUAAGUCAUCAAAUUGAGGAAAUAGUACGACCACUGGGGCCCGAAAGUCUUCUACUUCGUGGAGCCAGGUUGAAAAACACUAAAGAAAUUUUUGGUGUUGCUGUGUAUACAGGAAUGGAGACAAAGAUGGCAUUGAAUUAUAAGAGCAAAUCACAGAAACGAUCGGCAGUAGAGAAGUCUAUGAAUUCUUUUUUGAUUAUCUAUCUAAUAAUCCUCCUUGGUGAAGCUGUCUUAAGUACAAUACUGAAGUAUGCCUGGCAGUCUGAAGAGAAGUGGAAUGAACCUUGGUAUAACCAGCAAACUGAUCAUGAAAGAAACAGCAGUAAGAUCUUGAGAUUCAUUUCAGAUUUUCUUGCUUUCCUGGUACUUUACAACUUCAUUAUACCCAUUUCACUUUAUGUGACUGUGGAGAUGCAGAAAUUUCUUGGGUCUUUUUUUAUUGGUUGGGACCUUGAUCUCUAUCAUGAAGAAACAAAUGAAAAAGCUCAAGUAAAUACAUCAGACCUGAAUGAAGAACUGGGACAGGUGGAGUAUGUAUUUACAGAUAAAACUGGCACAUUGACAGAAAAUGUGAUGCAGUUUCGGGAAUGUUCCAUUAAUGGUCUCAAAUACCAAGAAAUCAAUGGCAGAUUAAUUCCCGAGGGAUUGAUAGAAGACUUUCCAGAUGGAGUACAGCCCAGUCUUAUACAUGAGGAAGAACUCUUCCUGAAAGCUCUUUGUCUCUGUCAUACAGUGCAGAUUAAUAAUGACCAAACUGAUGGCAUUUGUGACAGCCCGUGGCAUAGCAAUGGCCUACCAUCUGAACUGGAGUACUAUGCCUCGUCCCCAGAUGAAAAAGCUUUAGUUGAAGCUGCUCGCAGGGUUGGUGUUGUGUUUACUGGGGCAAAUGCAGAAAGCAUGGAGCUUAAAAGCUGUGGAAAGCCAGAAAGGUACAAAUUACUACACGUACUAGACUUCGAUGCCAACCGUAGGAGAAUGAGUGUGAUUGUAGAAAGUCCAUCAGGUGAAAAACUCUUAUUUACCAAAGGAGCAGAAUCUGUUAUUCUUCCUUCCAGUAAAAAUGGUGAGAUAGAAAAAACAAGACUCCAUGUGGAUGAAUUUGCAUUGAAAGGGCUGAGGACUCUUUGUGUAGCUUACAGAAAGUUCACAGAGGAGGAAUAUAAAGAAGUGGAGCAGCGUCUCUUUGAAGCAAAAACUGCCUUGCAGCAACGAGAAGAGCGAUUGGCAGAGGCAUAUAACUUUAUUGAGAAAGACUUGGAAUUACUUGGAGCUACAGGCGUCGAAGACAAGCUUCAAGAUAAAGUCCAGGAAACCAUAGAAGCUCUUCGAUUGGCAGGGAUUAAAGUGUGGGUGCUCACUGGAGACAAGCACGAAACGGCAGUAAGCGUUAGCUUAUCAUGCGGACACUUCCACAGAACCAUGAACAUCCUGGAACUAGUGCAGCACAAAUCAGACAGUACGUGUGCGGAGCAAUUGAGACAGCUCGCCAAGAGAAUAAAGGACGACCACGUAAUCCAGCACGGGCUGGUAGUGGAUGGGACCAGCCUCUCCCUCGCCCUCAGGCAACACGAGAAACUCUUCAUGGAGCUCUGCCGAAAUUGCUCUGCUGUGCUGUGCUGUCGCAUGGCUCCGCUGCAGAAGGCAAAGGUGGUACGGCUGCUGAAAACAUCUCCAGAGAAGCCUAUCACAUUAGCUAUCGGUGAUGGAGCUAAUGAUGUGAGCAUGAUACAAGAAGCUCAUGUUGGCAUAGGUAUCAUGGGCAAAGAAGGCAGACAAGCUGUAAGAAACAGCGACUAUGCAAUAGCAAGAUUUAAAUUCCUCUCCAAGUUACUUUUUGUCCAUGGCCACCUUUAUUAUAUUAGGAUAGCAACCCUUGUACAGUACUUUUUUUACAAGAAUGUGUGUUUUAUUACACCACAGUUUUUAUAUCAAUUCUUCUGCUUAUUUUCACAACAAACUCUGUAUGACAGUGUGUACCUGACUUUGUACAACAUUUGUUUCACUUCCCUGCCGGUCCUCAUGUAUAGUCUUUUUGAACAGCACGUGCAUCCUCAUGUAUUGCACAGCAAGCCAACUCUCUACCGAGACAUUAGUAAAAAUGCCCACUUGGGCUUUAAGCCUUUCCUCUACUGGACCUUCUUGGGAUUUUUUCAUGCAUUUGCUUUCUUCUUUGGCUCCUAUCUUCUGAUGGGAAAAGACACUUCAUUGUUAGGGAACGGCCAGAUGUUUGGGAAUUGGACCUUUGGUACUCUGGUCUUCACAGUUAUGGUUAUAACAGUUACAAUGAAGAUGGCAAUAGAGACUCACUUUUGGACUUGGAUAAAUCAUUUUGUUACUUGGGGGUCCAUUGGGUUUUACUUCAUCUUUUCCUUAUUCUAUGGCGGAAUAAUCUGGCCGUUUUUGCACACCCAAGACAUGUACUUCGUAUUUGUUCAGUUGCUGUCCAGCGGCUCUGCUUGGUUUGCCAUAAUCAUCAUAGUUGUCACUUGUUUAUUCCUUGACGUUGUGAAAAAAGUGUUGUACAGACACCUGCAGCCCACAAGUACAGAAAAAGUCCAGCUUACUAAGACAGGUCCAGGUGUCAACUGCCUGGAGUCCAUGUGUUGCUUCUCCGAUGGGGAGCCAGCCUGCACAUCUUUUAGAAGAAUGCUGGAGCGAAUAAUGGGACGAUGCAGCCCCACCCGAGUCAACAGGUGUGGAUUUUCUCUGAAAUGCCUUUGCUGCAGACAGUUCUCCUAUAAACUGGAACACGAUGAACCGACAACGAUAGAUGUCUAGUUUCCUAGAUGGGAAACCCAUCUUCCUAGGUUCAGUCUGGGAUCUUCAGAGGAGAUCCAAGUUUGUGCUUUGAAUGUGGGGGAAUGAGAGAUCGUGGCGUUUAACUGGUUGCUGUUGAAAAAAACAGUUGAAUGUUGUUGUUUUUUUAUUUUUGUUUGUUUUUGUUUUUUAAUGAUGCCGUUUUUUCCCUCUGAUCCUGCAACUGCUGUUGUGCCUUUAGUGGCUUUGGCGUUAUACGCUAUCUCAGGCUCCCCUGUUCUUUUCGAGCACCGGCCAGUGAUUCACAAGUGUGCUUUUUCUUGGCUCUCGAGCUCUCUGUGUGCAUCCUUUUUGCCUUUCUACUUAACGUGUGCAUUUCAGUCUGGUUUCUCCCGUUCCCUUAUACCAGGGGUCUCCAACCUUGGUCCCUUUAAGACUUGUGGACUUCAACUCCCAGAGUUCCUCAGCCAGCUUUGCUUUGCUGGCUGAGGGACUCUGGGAGUUGAAGUCCACAAGUCUUAAAGGGACCAAGGUUGGAGACCCCUGCUUAUACUGUAUGUCUUUUUUCCCCCUGAAAGUCAUUUCCCUUCCCUUUAGCUGCUUUGCCUUUUGAAUCGGAAGGCUUGUCCUGUCUUUGAUCACUAUGUGUCGCCCCUUCUAGACAGGCAACCAAGCUUCCUUCUAGCUCCCAAGGUUUGCGUUCUCUCCCCUGAAAUUUUCACUUCACGGGGGAGGGGGGAGGAAAGUUUGGUAGGUUUCCUCUUUUUCUUGUCCAUCGACUGAAAAUCAAUUACUUUUAACAAAAUGAAGCUCACAUCUGAGUAAAGAUAAUAAUCUAAAGCCACUCCAAAUUAUGAUUAAAGGUAGACCUUUAAAAAAAAAAACCUAACACAAAGCCAUUCAGAAAUAAAUGCUAAGCCUAUUUAUAUGUUUGCUAAUUUAUACAGGUCUUUUUUUUAAAAAAAUGUUGAAAAGAUCCUCAACAGGAAGAUCAAUGAGAACCAUUUCUUAAUUUACAGAAGGUUCUAUCUUAAAAAGAACACGUGAAAACUCUACGGAGAUGUUGUAGAAAGAGAAGGUUAGGAAAUCAAGUUUUUGGCCCAGUGUUUCUGUACGCUUGUUUAAAUGCCAGGUUACGAUUGUUUUCUUCUUUCCUCGAUGAUAUUAGCCACCAUCUUCAUCAGCUGAGAGCACAUUGUUCCAUCUUGGUCACAGCUAAACAGCAGUUUGAGUUGAGAUAAGAUGAGAUCAAGCGAAUGAUUAGGGUGAGAUUCCCGGUUUGUGUGAGACAGACGUAAACAAAGAAAAGGCGUGGAUGUCCUGCAGUCCUCUUUGGAUUGCAAAGAAAAGGAAGAUACCGCUUUCAAAAGAUCAAGAGAAACAUCUGAAGAUCCUACAGAAGUCCCACACAAGUUGGAAGUACGGCUACCAAGUCUCUAUGGCAACAAAGCCAGACAACCAUUGGAUGGCAUAAAGAAUUAGUUUUCUAUAUUUGUUUGCUGCUAUCUAUUGGUCAGCUGGAUGUUUGCAGUCCUCAUUGAAGGAUGCAGUAGCUUUUUACUAGUAGCUAGUUACUUUUUUAAAAAUGGUGGAAAACUUACUGUGGUGACUUCUAAAUUGUAAUUUUCAGUGCUCUGCUCUUCUGGAUGUUUCCUUCUCUUAUUGAAAUUUUUUUUAAAAAAAACAACAACAACCCAAUAUCCUCAAGUGUGUUAAUCCCUCUGCAAACCCCUUUUAAGUUUUUACUAAAGUGAUUAUUUUUUUCCUUCAUAAAAUGGGAACUGUUACAAGCCGGGUUUAAACAAAAAAAUAGUCACCUGUCUCUCUUUGGAAAGAAAGAAGGCAAGAUGUUUAAAAUAAAAUAUUUCCUAGAGAUUUUUAAAACAGGAGCAGUAUCCGAUUGAUGUAACAUUAGCCUUUUCUCUCCCCUGGGGUAAUGAUUUCUGAUAAAAGUGUAUUUGCACUUCUGGGAUAUUCUCUACCAAUAAAAUGCCUACCUGCCACUAUUAUGUUGGAGUUCAUAUGGAAUGAGGCCUUGUCAGUGUCAGGGCUGCCUGGCAGGAGACUAUACAGUGUGUCUCUGUAAUUCACUAUGCAGAGACAUUUUGAACUCCUUCCUCUGCAAGUGUUAGGAUGACUUCAACCCAGAGGCGUCCACGUUGCACGCCAAACACAGAGCCUUGAUCAAACCAUCAUGGUUGCUGCCUGUUCUGACCUAGGCUUCCCAAGAGCAUGAAGCAGACUCCUUCUCUCGACAAAAACCCCUUUUUAUUAAGUUACUGUGAAUUCCUCAUUCACAUCCAGCAAAGUCUUUCAAGGGAGAAUUUACAAUCGCAGACUUUAUCUGGCUUAGAGGGCUGCCAGGCCGAUAUCUUCAAAACUUGGCAAGAAGUCGCUGAGAGUCAUGAACCAAUUAAGCAAACUAAUUGUCUCCUGCAAACUCCACUCCCCUUUUGCUCUUCUUUAUUCCCUAUGGAAUUCACCAUCCACCUGUGGCUUUACUCCUGAGUUGACCCUUCUUCCUUAGCUGUUCCCUUCUCCUGGCAGCUCUGCGCAUGUGCACACUGGGAACUGGCUCCAGCUGUUCUUCUGCCCCACUUAUCUCCGACUCCGAAGGUAGCUGAUAACUGUCAGACGGCCCUGGCCCCAUCUCUUGCCUCUGACGUAGAGCAUUCAUCAGAGCCUUCCCCAGAUUCCAGGACUGGCCCAUGUUCCUCCCCAACCUCCUCACUGUCUGUCACCAGCUUCACUGGCCGCUGGCGGGCCACAACAUUGUCUUUACUUUUUAACCAGCCUCUGUGGAUAUUCCUGUUUCAUCCCCAUGGUCAAAGAGAGCAACCUUGAUUGCACCAGAAUUUUCAUAUCAAGCUCUUUCAUGUCCACCUUUUAAAAUGAUUGUCAUCCACCUUACAUGGGAGAGAGUUAUGUUUGUCAUCACCAUUGGGUUGUAUGCAUGCCACACAUGUAUCCCAUUCAGACAAAAACACAGCAGAUUCAUCCUCAUUAUAUGCUAAGUUUGGUUAGAGUAACCCCAGCUAGCCUUUUUCUCUGGUUUAAGCAUAGCGUGCUAAAGACUGUGAUGGGACAUGAGAUAGUGCAAAUCCGCAAAAAAAGCAUUUUAAUUAGUUAAUGAUGGUAAACGUGCAGUCUGAACGCAGCCUUGGGUUGAAAAUUGAUGUUAAUUUGGAGAGGUUUACUCCUAUCUCAUUAGCCCCAUCUUCAGUCGUAUGACAAUGUGAUGCUACAUUGUUGGAAAUGAAACAAGUGUUAUAUUCAGAGGUCUGUGUUAUCUUGUACGUUGAGGGUUUAAUAUAAAAUGUCACUGAGAGAGAAGCUCACAAGUCCUAGCUAUGGUUCUGGCAAAAGGUAGGUAUCGCCAGCUUCAAAAUCAACCGUGAAUAAAUACAUCUUGUGAUUAUUAUUUUUUUUUAAUGUUUUUCUGUUUUCUGUAUCUUAACAAAUACAAGGAUAUGAUUUGACUCUCAUGUUUGAUAGAAGAUGAAGUACUCCUCCCUCAUCCAAUCUGCAUGCUGAUAUGUGGAAGACAGAUUGCCAAAAUAGUACUUUGAAAUUCUGCCGGGUUUUCUCCCAAUUGGAACAAGCUCCUAAAUUGUCGUUAAUUUAUAUUUUAAAAUACAAGAUUUAAAACUGUACUGCCUUCCAGGCACUUUGAAUGGGAUCUAAACUAAACUGAUUCAUUUCAUAAGGCAACAAUUGAUCUUACUUGAAUAGAACUUGAUUCAUUAAAAUCAAGGAUUUAACAGUAGUGACAAUCUGGGAUAGUACAGUCAUUUCACAGAUUUGGUCGGGACCAAAAUUAUUCGGACAUACGACCCUUCCGUAUUUAGUUUCCUACCUAAGCAAAAUGCUAAGAAAUGCACGUUUUCAAGGUACAAAACUCUCACACACUUCGUAACCAUUCCUUAUGAGCAGGCAGAGUUACAAAGUGAACUUAGCCUUGUUUUUUGACUUGAGAAUGUAUUAGUCACAUUUCUUGCAAUAGCAGCUGACCUUAAAAAUAUUUCCACAGUGGCUUACAGAAAUGAUCCAUGAUGCUUUACAGAAAUGACCCAAAUAAAAUGUGAUAAUUAGUAGUAUAGGUGGAACAAGGUUUACUUCAUCUGUGCGGCAUUAGACAACCCUCCACAUCUGGCUUUGUGGAGAUGAUGGACCUCAGUUGAAGCCCAUUAACAUACCCUCCACGUCUCAGGUAAAGAGUCCAAGACUCAUAGCCAGUUGGCAGGUGUACCAUACCCCAAUACCCUACACAUCUAAACUGAUUUCUGUGGUCUUUAACCAACUAUUAGGGAAAGUUGCGUUACCAACCAAAUCAUCUUUGUACUUAAUAUUCUGUCAAAUAUGAGGAUCAGAGUAUGAAAUCAAAUCUAUUGAAUAAUUUGGAUGAGUGAUCUCAUAUUUCAUCUAAUUGUGUGCUUAAAUGCUUGGAGUAUAAAGGAAAGAGAUACGGUACCUAAUCUCUUGAACAGAAUGAAUAUUUUAAUUAAAUCAAUUAACAGAGCCUUAGAGCCAUUUCUUGUUUUCGUUGUGCACAGUUUUCUUCAAAUCAUCAAAAACCUGUUCUUCAUUUCUCUUCCAUUCAACUGUUGCUUGCAUUGAUUGCUCCAAAUCCAAUGUUGUGUUAUUAAACAUAUCCACUUGCA